UAUGAUCACUUUAAAAACAAAAAAUCACUUUUUUUGUAAAAAACAUGUUAUAAAAAUUAAGAAAUUAAGUAUUUAAUGGCUAUCAAGUCUUCCAUAAAUAUAAGUGAUACAUUUAACUAGUGUUCAUUGGCGUUUGACAAAUGUGUAGCUACAGUUAAACAGAUCUUCAAAUAUACAAUUUUUAAUACGGUUAACCGAAGCUUGAACAUGUGGCACCAACAAAUUUGGAAGAUUUUAAUGCUCAUGUUCUUGUGUUUACAAAUAACAAGUCAAGUGAAAAGGCAAAAAACUUCAGUUAUAUCUGACAUUGGUGAUAUCAAAGAGUUCAAGAAGUUGUUACGGUCAAAAACGAAUAUUUUAGUACUUUAUGUGAAUAACCAAAAGUUGUCGCAGAAUGUAACGGACGUGUUUAAAGAUGCGGCUGACAGUAUGAAAGGACAAGCAACAUUAGUCACUAUUGACUGCAGUGGCAGUGAAGGCAAAAAGCUUUGCAAGAAGCUUAAAGUAUCACUCGAUAAGCCUUAUAGUAUCAAGCAUUAUAAAGAUGGGGAGUUCCACAAGGAUUAUGACAGAGGAGUCACUGUUAGUGCAAUGGUGAAUUUCCUUAGAGAUCCUACAGGAGACCUGCCCUGGGAAGAGGACCCUCAAGCAACUGACAUCAUGCAUCUCUUGGAUGGCGAGGCAUUGACAAAGUUUCUGAAAAAAGGGAUCGCUACUUAUAAAAGAUCAUUGGUGAUGUUCUACGCUCCAUGGUGUGGGUACUGCAAAACCCUAAAACCAGAUUAUGUUGCAGCUGCAAGUGAUUUAAAGGGUGAAGCAAUACUAGCUGCCAUAGAUGUGUCAAAGCCGGGAAAUUCUAAAAUAAGGCAACUGUACAAUAUUACCGGUUUCCCAACGCUACUAUUUUUCGAGAAAGGCCAGUAUCGUUUCCCUUACAAUGGCGACAACAAACGACAAGCGAUAGUGGAUUUCAUGAGGGACCCCUCCUCACAGCUGCAGAAGAAGAAGGAGGUGGUUGAUGACAGUUGGUCAGAGGACAGUGAUGUGGUGCAUUUGACGGUGGAUACCUUUGACAGUGUACUAGCAAAGGCUGAUAACGCAUUGGUCGUGUUCUACGCACCCUGGUGUGGACACUGCAAACGUAUAAAACCAGAGUUCGAAAAGGCAGCCGCCAGGAUCAAAGAUCAAAAAAUAAACGGUUUGUUAGCGGCAGUGGACGCCACUAAGCAGCCGGACCUAGCGUCGCGCUUUGGCGUGAAAGGUUACCCAACGCUAAAGUACUUCAGUAAGGGCGAGUACCAGUACGAUGCGGGACACGCGCGCCAGGAACAACAGAUUAUUGAUUUCAUUAAGUCUCCACAAGAGCCGCCACCGCCGCCGCCGCCCGAGAAGCCGUGGAGCGAGGAGGAGAGCGCCGUGCGCCACCUCGACACCGCGACCUUCAGAAGCACGCUGCGCAAGAUCAAGCACGCCAUUGUCAUGUUCUACGCGCCCUGGUGCGGACAUUGCAAGAGUACAAAGCCAGAGUUCACCGAAGCAGCGGAGCAAUUCGCCGACGAACUGAUGGUGGCCUUCGCCGCUGUCGAUUGCACCACACAGCAGGAACUAUGUUCCAAUUACGACGUCAAGGGAUACCCCACCCUCAAGUACUUUAGCUACUUCGACAAGCUUGUUCAGGACUACAGUGGGGGUAGAAAGAAAGCGGACUUCGUGUCGUUCAUACAUAGUCAAAUGGGCGAACAGCGAGCUAAGGAAAGCACGAAGAGUAACCAGGAGGCAGGGUUCGGGGUGAAUGUGCAAUUGGCUGGAGAUAGCGAUUUCCAAGACGUCAUCGCCUCACCGAAUCCGACCUUUGUCAUGUUUUAUGCCACAUGGUGCGGCCACUGUUCAACAGUCAAACCAGCCUACAGUCGUCUGGCAACCGCUCUAAAGAACGAAAACAGUCCAAUCAAAGUGAUUGCAGUCGAAGCAGCAGAUAAUCCUAAAGUGGCAGACUUCGCUGGCGUACAAACACUGCCAACUUUCAAAAUCUACGCGAAUGGAAAGCACUUGGCUGACUACGAGGGUGAUAGAUCUACCGAGGACAUGCUUAACUUCUGCAAAACAUAUUUAAAGGUAAAAGACGAAUUGUGAUAUCACCAUCAUGUUUGAAUCCGCAAUUAAUUUAUAAUGCAUACAAAAUGAGAUGUCACUCGCCAUUUGAACUUUAUGUGUCAACUGUCACGUGAAAAGUACGAUUUAGUCCUUAUUUUAAAGGUGAACCGUACUUUUAACAUGCCAGUUGACACAGAGUUAAAAUGGCGAGUAAGUAAUUUUGUACGGACUAUACUUUAACUACAUAUCAAUCAAAUCUAUGUACGUAACAGAUUUUUUUUUUAAAUUUAUACUUUUCUACUAUUUUAUAAUAUUUAUUAGUUUUUACCCACACUUGAAGGAAUUUAUAAAAUAAAUUUUGAGUCGUAUUUAAAGCGGCGGCAAAUAAAUUGUAACCCCCAACCCAAAAAGAGGGGUGUUAUAAGUUUGACGUGUGUGUGUAUCUGUCUGUGGCAUCAUAGCUC
Messenger RNA from Maniola jurtina (meadow brown), 2558 nucleotides. RefSeq names its product protein disulfide-isomerase A5. Lineage: Eukaryota; Metazoa; Arthropoda; Insecta; Lepidoptera; Nymphalidae. Gene Ontology annotation, molecular function: protein disulfide isomerase activity. Gene Ontology annotation, cellular component: endoplasmic reticulum. The record is from RefSeq and is a predicted model, not a curated record. Gene Ontology annotation, biological process: protein folding. The transcript is spliced from 12 exons. The coding region runs from base 208 to 2133 and encodes 641 amino acids.